CGUUUCAGGUGUCUAUAGUGAGCGCUAGCCGCGGUUUGAGAAGGAGCACACAGACGCGAUAAAGGGCGCAGAAAGAAGCUAAGUUCUCAUGAAGAAGCCCACUGCAAAUUAGCAAACAUCCUCGCAACUCAAGUUCUAAACAACAGCCGGAUAAUACUAAACCACACUCGAGAAACCCCACACAAGACAGGAUUAUUCAACAAACAGCUGAUGACGCUUUCUUAACCUGUUGACAUGAAAGCUUUUUGUGCAAAACAUUUAGCUGAGGCUCACUGGUGAACCGCAACACCUUAUUUUCGCGUCUCAAAUGACAGGCAACAUACUCUCUCCCGGAUCUGUACUACGAUCUUGAGCUCUGAGGAAGACACCAAUGCCAGGAAUCAGUGCAAACGCAUCGCGAAAUGAGAAGUGGGAGAUGGAGGAAUACGACCAAUAUCAGCACUAUUUCUACGACGAUCUCAACUUGGACGAGGACGACUUCUUCAAAUCGACGGCGCCAAGUGAGGACAUUUGGAAGAAAUUCGAGCUCGUGCCAACCCCGCCCCUGUCGCCCGUCAGGAGACUGGAAGGUACCGGUCCAUCUCCAGGGGACAGACUAGAGUGGGUGUCCCAGUUCAUAGGACAGGACGACGAGCAGGAGGGACCGUGCAAACUGAACGCGGAGGAGACUCUGGAGAACUUCAGCUCCAUCAUUAUUCACGACUGCAUGUGGAGCGGUUUCUCCGCCAGUCAGAAGCAGGAGAAAGUUGUCAGCGGGCGCUUGUCCUGCUCUGCACAGUCGAAGCUCUCCAGCAAGGCGCAGUGCGUCCCAGCGGACGCGCCUGCUCUCAACAGCUUGGCGACAGAUUGCGUGGAUCCAGCAGCUGUCCUUACCUUCCCCCUGAGCAGCAGCUGCAAGAAACAGGUGUCAUCCGGGUCAGAAUCUCGCAGCGACUCCUCUGAUGAUGAAGAGAUUGAUGUAGUGACGGUGGAACAUAAGCAGAAGAAAUCGCGCUUGGUGAACGCCCGUAAACCAGUGACCAUCACAGUUCGUGCAGACCCCUAUGACACUUGCAUGAAGCGUUUCCACAUCUCCAUUCACCAGCAACAGCACAACUACGCUGCCCGCUCUCCCGACAGUUAUCCUGAAGAGGAGCCACCUCGCAAGAAGAUCAGGCAAGAGACCUUGCAGCCACGAGUGGGUUCCACACCCCAAACCCCAGAAAGAAAAAGCCCCUUGCCUUCCCCCUCAGUCCCCACUCCAUCUCAGACGGUCUCUGAUUCUCCAACACACACAUCCUACCACCUCAAAUCCCAACCAUCCAGCCCUCAGAGUUCAGACUGUGAGGACACGGACAAGCGGAAAACACAUAACUUCUUGGAGCGGAAAAGACGCAAUGACCUCCGUUCCAGAUUUCUGGCCCUUCGGGAUGAGAUCCCAGGUCUGGUUGACUGUCCCAAGACGCCCAAAGUUGUGAUCUUGACCAAGGCCACAGAAUACCUGCGUACGCUGCACGUCAGCGACAAACAGAAGGCGCACGUGAAGAAGCAGCUGAAAAACAGACAACAGCAGCUACUACGAAGACUUGCUGAACUAAAACGUGCAUAAACCUUCAUAGUCCAACCAUUUUUUCAAUAGGAACUGUGUAGAACUACGUUUUCUCCAAAAGUGGGAUAUUUAAUGGAACGGACUCUGUAUUUUGAGAUUGGUUCUUCAGUUUUUGUUCUUUGCACAUUUGCCUUCGCAACGGGGGAGACGAACUUGUGGAAGCUGUGGAACUGGUUCGAGCAUUUUUCAAAGCGGGUCAUAAUUUCAGAUUUUCAUUUUGAAAUUUCAAGAUUUAAACCAUGAAUGUGCGUUAUCUUAAAUUCUUUUGCGAAAGCUUAAGUAUUUGGGCGGGGAAGUAUUAUUUCAUUGAAUUAGCAUGCCAAAUUAAGCAUUGUUUGAAAAUGUAGCAAAUUUAUAUGCAUGUGUAAUUGAUCUUCUAAACCAUCAAGCCUUUUUUGGCGGGGGAAUCUUGAAUUUAUCUAGGUAAAUACUCAAAGUAACUUCUCCGUUAAUAGUGCUUUAUCUAAAUUAACCUAAAUUUAAGGAGAGCUGUGUGCCCCCGUUGCCACAUGAUGACCGAUUAAGUUUAACAGACAGGAAGUUGCAUCACUGUUGCUUUGUUACAUUGUGUUCCACUGUUUUUUUCAGUUAUUGUUGUAUAUUAUUGUUAACAUUCAGGACCGUUUCCAGCACAGCCUUGCAGUGUAUAUAAACUGUGGCAUAUUCUUCAGACAUAUGUAUAUAAUAAUAGUGGUGUACAGGACAUUGUGUAAAAAUACAUACUUUGUGUUUUGAAUAUGAAAAUCAGCACUGUUAAUAGAUUUUAUUUUCUGUUUUUCUGUCAUCUGUCCUAAAACUUGGUUGGCCCACCUGCCUUCCCUAGAGAUCUCAAAGUUUCUAUUUUUGUUAAGAAAAGUUGUAAAAAAUGUCAAAAAGAUAAAUAAAACAAAACUAUCAAUGUUUCAUUUCCAUCACUAGCCACUUUAUGCUGUUUUCACUGACUAUUCCCUUUGUGUUUGGAAAUUUCUUUGUCUUUUCACUCUUGUGGCAGAAAAAAAAUGCUAAAAGAAUUUUGUACUAGUUAUAUUUUCUUACAGAAUUAAUUGUAUCAUUGUUUGAUUUCUAUUUAAAUAUAAAGUUGUACUGAUGGCAUAUGCUUACUUAUUUCCCAAUAUGACCAUGUGGUCAUUUGAAGUUUAUGCACAUGGUCAUUUGUCAUGCAAUUAUUUGUCAAAAAUAAAGGCCAUGUGCUCAAAGCAAUCACCA
Molecule: messenger RNA, 2794 nt
Organism: Carassius gibelio (silver crucian carp)
Lineage: Eukaryota; Metazoa; Chordata; Actinopteri; Cypriniformes; Cyprinidae
Gene: myclb
Product: MYCL proto-oncogene, bHLH transcription factor b
Exons: 3
Coding region: 371-1588 (405 amino acids)
Biological process (GO): regulation of transcription by RNA polymerase II
Molecular function (GO): protein dimerization activity; DNA-binding transcription factor activity, RNA polymerase II-specific; RNA polymerase II cis-regulatory region sequence-specific DNA binding
Source: RefSeq, a predicted model, not a curated record